UAACAAAACUACGUGCACUACCUUCAUAAAUCCUCCGUAUAAAUGUAAUAUACGGUCCAUAAACAAAAACAAGUCGAAGAGCAUUAAGAGUGGUGCGUUCCGAUAAGGAUCUGCUGUCCUCCGUUUAGGACUGCGUUACAGUAAGGAGCAGUAACAGCCCCCCGAAUGGCUCCGCGCUCGCCUGAGCAGACAGUGCGUACUGGAGCUGCAUGCUUGCGCGUGUCCACAUCUUCAAGUUUGUAAACACAAGUGAGGUCCUCCCACGUGUGACUCGCACACAGAAGGUGUGCCCAGCCACGGCGAGGUGGCUCAUUGAGUUGGCAAGUGUCGGAUGGGACGCGCCUCCCCCGCCCCAUGCGCGUAGCCUUUCUGCCAUUGGACGCCCCUCCAACGUGCCUUCAAGCCGGAGCUGUUGUAUCAAUGUCCAUUCAUUGACCGGGGGUGUCAGGGGAGGCAAACAAUACCCAAGUAAAAAAAUCUCGCUUGCCUCCCGCUAGGAGGAUCACAGAAGAGAAUAGAGAAAGACAGGGGGAUUUCUGAAAGUAGACGGGAGAAGCCUUCAAAGGAGCGAGACCUCUCUCGCCGGCGUUCGUGGCGCUGUAGGAAAAUUAUUUUAAAAAAAAAAGGACAAAAAAAAAAACCAAACAAACCUGCAAUUAUGUUGUAGUGACAAUAUUUAGAGUAAAUAUUUUAAGUUUUGAACCAUUUAAAUGCCAGAUUUGUAGAUCCACUGGCCAUCGUCUAACUCCGUUUGAAAGGAAUAUUCUAUGAUUUUGUGGAACGUCAGAGGGAUUUAAUUCAGAAGAGGAGAGCCUGCCUGUCGUUGGGGAAGCGCAUUGGGCUCAGUCAUGUUUUGGAUAUGGUUAUCGAUGCUGAUAGCGGCUGCGACGGCAGGCCAGGACAAGACUUCAGAGCUUUCUUUCCUUUCGGAGCCAGGUGACGUCAUUGCAGUACGGGAUCGUCCACUUAUGCUUCACUGCCAGGUUGAAGGAGAAGGGCCUGUCACCAUUACUUGGAGGAAGAAUGGGGUGCCAUUGGUGACUGGACAGCGUUUUUCUGUAUUAGCCAAUGGCUCUUUGCUUAUCGAGAACUUCCACAAGCGGCGUGACAGCAAUGAGACUGAUGCCGGCGAGUAUGACUGUGCAGCAGAGAAUCGUUUUGGCAUGUUGAUCAGCAGGAAGGCCCGUGUUCAACUUGCAUCCCUCCCCAAAUUCUACACACACCCUGAAUCAAUGACCGUUGACGAAGGUGGUGUUGCUCGCUUUCAGUGCCAAGUGAAUGGCAUCCCAGAAGCUGUGAUCACAUGGGAGCGAAAUCGAACUGCAUUGGACACCAAUGACCAGAGGUACACACUCCUGCCUACAGGCAUCCUGCAAAUCACAGGUGUCCGUCGGCCAGACUACGCCUUCUACCGUUGUGUGGCAACCAAUAUCGCCAAUACCCGCUACAGCCAUGAAGCACAACUCAAUGUGUCAGCUGCAUCCCAGAGGAUGUACAAGGAGCCAGUUAUCCUCUCAGGGCCACAGAAUCUUACCCUCACAGUUCACCAAACAGCCAUCUUAGAAUGUAUAGCUACAGGAAACCCACGGCCGAUUGUCUCUUGGAGCAGACUUGAUGGCCGCUCCAUUGGUGUGGAGGGAAUCCAGGUGCUCGGCACAGGCAACCUCAUGAUUUCAGAUGUUAGCCUGCAGCACUCUGGAGUGUAUGUCUGUGCUGCCAACCGGCCAGGGACUAGGAUGCGCCGUACUGCGCUGGGGCGUCUUGUUGUACAAGCCCCACCCGAGUUCCUGCAAUGGCCGCAGUCCAUGUCCAAGCCAGCGGGGAGCAGCGCCUUGUUUAACUGCGUGGCACAAGGGGUACCAGAGCCACACCUCAUCUGGCUAAAGAACGGCAAAGUCCUGGUGCCUGGGGACAACAUUAAACUGACCAACAACAACAGCACUCUGGCCAUCACUCGCAUCACAUCAGAAGAUGAGGCUAUCUACCAAUGCAUUGCUGAGAACACUGCUGGGACCAACCAGGCUAGUGCCCGGCUAGCUGUGUCACUGUCCAAAGACCUGCCAGAAUCCCCUGAGCUGCUCUCUGCCCAAGCCCUGUCCACAACCUCCAUCCAGGUGACCUGGGCCCAGCCUCCCGCAGAGGUUACUGACAGCAUCAUUGGCUACGUAUUGCACAUCCGCAAGAUGGGAGAACCAGACAGAGGUGAGCUGCAGGAAGCUGUCAGUAAGACCACAUUUCAGCACACCCUUAACUUCCUCGAACCAUCAACUACCUACUCCAUCUACCUGAAAGCUUAUUCCCCUCUGGGAGCCAGCAAGGAGUCCCAAGUAAUUGUGGUCACCACGCACGGAGGUGUGCCUGCUGCCCCAGUGUUCUUCACCAAGGUGCUCAAUUCUAGUGCCAUACAAGUGUUCUGGGAGCUUCCUGACAAGCCGGGUAAAGUGGAGGGCUUCAAGCUCUAUUAUCGGCGGGUGCCACAGCAAGAAUUUCUGGGUCCUCAGGUUCUACCAAGCACCACAAAUGCCUUUGUCCUUACUGGCCUCGAAUCCUCUGCUGUCUAUGAGGUUAAGUUGCUAUCCUACAAUGGAAACGGUGAUGGGAACUGUACUACCCGCUUUGUCUCUAUGAGAGAGGAAGUCUCCAGCGACAAAACAGAUGCAGGGAGUGAGGCAGUGUGUAAUUGUCGACAGGAGGGUGAGAGCUCCAUCACUGGCAUUGUUGUUGGAAUCCAUAUUGGCAUGGCUUGCAUCGUCUUCUGUGUUCUGUUUCUCAUGUUUGGGUACAGAAGAAGUCUUUUCUGCAGAAAGGGGACACAGGACAGCUGGACUGUGCCUCAAGGAACAGAGACAAGCAAUGGUGGUGCUAUUGUCAUCGGUCAACGAAACACUUCUCAUAAGGAGGGAGUGAAUAGACCUCCUGAAGCCAUAGAACUAGUACCUCAGGGCUCUUCAUUAGAGGUUCGGGAUUCUCAGGCUCAGCAGCUCACAUCCCAGUGCGAGGUUUUGAUUGAACCCCAUCAGUCUGACCAGCCUGGUAUGGGUGCAGGUUAAUGUGCGGCCAAGAUGUUAGUGCCAUAAUAAGUGACCCUCUUGGGCACCCUUUCCCCACGCACACUCAUGUCUUUUCCCAGUCUUACUGUUGACAGUUUUUAAAGCAGCACCAGGUUUGAUAUUGGCCAACUCAGUUUACUGAUAUUUUACCCCUAGGUGUUUGCACUGCCAUAGCUAGCAAUACUGCUGGCAUUCAUGGAAGGCAUACCCAACCCCCC
This is a messenger RNA of Erpetoichthys calabaricus (reedfish), 3268 nucleotides long. Its product is annotated as immunoglobulin superfamily DCC subclass member 3. Gene Ontology annotation, biological process: cell-cell adhesion; axon guidance. The transcript has 14 exons. Gene Ontology annotation, cellular component: plasma membrane; axon. The record is from RefSeq and is a predicted model, not a curated record. NCBI's taxonomy places the organism in Eukaryota, Metazoa, Chordata, Cladistia, Polypteriformes, Polypteridae. Bases 849 to 3050 code for a protein of 733 amino acids. Gene Ontology annotation, molecular function: protein binding.